AAGUGAUGGAAGCCAAAGAAAAACGGGCAGCAGGCAAAGCGACACGCAACGCAAGCCCCAUUUGGGCAACGGGCACUACCAAACGCUAUAUUUCUUCGCCGUUUUUCUUUUUCAAACCCAAAAAAAAAGAAAAACAAUUGAAACUCAUCAAUUAUUCAUUUCGCGAUCCGAACCUGAGGCUCGGUGUGUAUGUAAGCUCAGGUUCGGAGUUCACGAAUCUGCCCUCGCUUUCGAAAAAAGCCAACUAUCCAAAAUAAUGGAACCCAAAGCAAGAGAGAGAGAGACUGAAACCAUUCUAGAGCGAGAAAGUGGAGUGAGAUAGGGAGAAAUAGGGAGGGGUUUUGAGGAGAGAGAAAGGGGGUGACUGAUGAUGGGUCAGAUCGUGAGGAGGAAGAAGAAAGGGCGUCCAUCAAAGGCAGAUCUAGCGGCGAGGAGGUCCGGCGAGUCGCCGGCGGCGGCCUCAGAAGCUGACGUCCGGCGGAGUCACCGGCGCCGGAAUGUGAGGUACAACAUCGACUUUGAUGAUUAUCUGGAUGAGGACGAGGAGUUGGACGAGGACGAGGACGAGGACGAAGGUGAAAACGAGAGAAGGAGAGAGAAGAAGCUGAAGCUGGUCGUGAAGCUCAACCAAGGCAGAGACGAAGGCUCCGGUUCUCGUGGGGGACAACAGGCGCUGGCCGAGACUGGGUCGGAUGAUGAGGAGGACGAUGAGAGGAAGCGGAAGAAGAGGCGGAUUAGCAGUGGCCACGAUGGCGAAGACGAAGUCGUCGUUGAUGAUAACGAUGACGAUGGGGGCGGUGAUGAUGAUGAGGAAGAAGAGGCAAGGAGUCGAAAAGUGGACUCAAAGAGGCUUGAUUCGGUUCCAGGGACGCCAUCAGAUCCUCAGUCUGGAAUUCCAUUUCCCGAAAAGAAGACAUUGGAGUUGAUUCUUGAUAAACUUCAAAAGAAAGACACUUACGGUGUGUAUGCAGAACCAGUUGAUCUUGAAGAGCUGCCUGACUAUCUGGAUGUGAUUGAGCAUCCAAUGGACUUCGCCACAGUAAGGAAGAAGUUAGCAAAUGGAUCGUAUUCUACAUUCGAGCAAUUUGAGAGUGAUAUUUUUUUGAUAUGCUCAAAUGCAAUGCAAUACAAUGGCCCGGAAACCAUAUACCACAGACAGGCGCGUUCUAUACAAGAGCUAGCAAAGAAGAAAUUUGAAAAGUUAAGGAUUAACUAUGACAACUCCGAGAAAGAGCUGAAAGUAGUGCAGAAAAUUAAAUCAAAUUCCAUUAUCAAGAAGCAGCUAAAAAAGCCUUUGUACCGGACAUCACAGGAAACUCUUGGCUCUGAUUUCUCUUCAGGUGCUGCUACACUUGCCACUGGUGGAGAUGUUCAAAAUAAUUUGAAUCCAACACAAGGUGGUUUUUCAGAGAAACCUACCACUAAUGAUGGACAUAUUGACGGUAAUUUAUCUUUGAAUGAUGCCAAUCUAGAGAAGGCAGAAGAAACAUUUUCAGCGAGGGGUCUCCUGUCUAAAUUGGGAAGGAAGUCUCUUGUUUUUGAUGAGAACCGCCGUGCUACCUAUAACAUUUCUAAUCAACCAGCUGUAAGAUCAGAAUCAGUACUCACGACAUUUGAGUGUGAAAUCAAGCAGCUGGUUGCGGUUGGGCUUCAUGCAGAGUACGCAUAUGCUAGAAGCCUGGCUCGUUUUGCUGCAACUCUUGGACCUGUUGCUUGGAAAGUAGCUUCACAGAGGAUUGAGCAGGCACUCCCUGCCGGAUGUAAAUUUGGCCGUGGUUGGGUUGGAGAAUAUGAGCCACUUCCGACUCCAGUAUUGAUGCUUGAGAGUCAUAACCAAAAGCAAAGUGGUUUGGUUUCAAAGUAUAAUUCUGCUGGUGAAAUGAAAAAGGAUGACAAAGCCUUUAAGACUCCAAUUCCCAUCAAGGAGCAAUCUAUUAGCGGGUCUUUUGCAGAAAGAAGACAAUCUAUGUUUGUUCCUGCUCAGGGGCCUCAAUCAGAAGCCAAACCAUUCGCGUUCAGCCCCGCUGGGCUGCAAUCAGAAGCCAAACCAUCUGCAUUCAGCUCUACUGGUUCUCAGUCAGAAGUCAAACAAUCUGCAUUCAGUUCUAAUGGCUCUCAAUCAGAAGCCAAAACAUCUGCAUUCAGCUGUAAUGGAAUGAAACCCAGUGGCAAUGUUAACGCCAUUUUUCAGCAACAAAAUGCACAUCCAAGAAACUUCUGUAAGCCUGAGAUCAAUUUUCCCAAACAAGUGGAGUUGAACUCCUUACUCGCAGCCAAUCAAAAUAAUUCUGAUCUAACUGCUGAAAAACAAUUUUCUAGAAAUUCGGAAGCAGCAGGUUCUACAUUGAGAGAUACAGCACCAAGGCAUGUAAAUCUUCCACAGUCUUUACCUUUCAAGAUGCCAGAUAGUAAUAGAGUUACUGGAGGGUUACCUAAUGGAAAAGACAUGAGAGCUUCCAUGGAUCGUCGAAUGAAUAGUCCCUCUGAUAGUGGUCCCAAUCAAAUAGCUAAAGGGGCAACCCACUUUCUGGAUGGACAGGAGCAAGGUCUUAAUGAUCCAGUGCAGUUGAUGAAAAUAAUGGUAGACAAGACACAGAAGCAACAGAAAUCUUCCGAUUUAUCAGCAGUUGAUACUCAACAAGUUAUGCCAUUGGCUCCUUCAGCAAGGAGAGAGGACUUGAACAAUGCUGCAGCUGCUGCUGCCCGUGCGUGGAUGUCCAUCGGGGCUGGAGCGUUUAAACAGCCAAUGGAGAAUCCAACCACACCUAAAAGUCCAAUAUCUGCAGACUCACUGUACAACCCAACUAGGGAAUUUCAGUCCCGAGUUGCACGAACUCAUGGUGAUUACCCUGUUUCUGGUGCAAUGCAAUUCCACCCUGAGAGAAAUAGUUCUCAAGUUCCAGCAUUCCUUCCACAACCAUUACGUAUGGGGAAUGAAGCACACUUUCAAAACCGACCUUUAAUUUUUUCUCAAUUAGCCGCAGCUGACUUGACCAGGUUCCAGAUGCAGACCCCGUGGCGUGGUCUGAGUCCUCAUGCCCCUCCAAGGCAGAAACAGGAAACCCUACCUCCAGACUUGAAUAUUGGUUUUCAGUCCCCAGGGUCUCCAGUGAAACAGUCAUCUGGUGUUCUUGUUGAGUCCCAGCAGCCAGACCUGGCUUUACAACUCUGAAUAUGAACAUGUAUUCUGAGGAUAUGGAUGCUGAUGAGUAGGGUACAGGUACAGACCAAGGCUUUCAUGGCUGCUCCUGUCAUGGGACGUUGAAUGUUUGAUCUCCCAUGUCUUUCAAUGACGAAAAUUUGGCAAGUCCUCCAAUUCAUUGCAAUAAAGAGAUGUGCAUUCAAUGAAGCAUUUGUUCAAGACUAUCAGUAAUCUUAAGUUUGUAAAUGGAGAAAGUGCAUGAAAAGGUUCUAGUGAUAUGUUCAUGGGAAAGGAAGAAUUCUUUGUGGUCAUAUGAGUUUGCUCGACAUGAGAUGAUUGAGCAUGGGUUUGGUGGCCAGUAGUUCUAUUGGAAUUUCACAAUUCCAUCUAUUCUAGAGUGUAUCACCGGCUUUCAGCGGCAUGUAUAUCUAUAUGUUUGACGCCAUGGAUACAAAAUCUUGGGAGUUCUUCAGAAGACUUACCGAAUUUAUGAUAUAAAAUACCAAUUGCUGAGAAGUUUAAGCUGAUAAUUUAUGCUUAAAAAUCUAGUUGAGGCUUUUGUACAUUGUGACAGGUGAUUGAGGAGUUAGUUUCAUAGAUAUUAGUCACCUUUGAUGCCUUUAUGUAAUUGCAUUGAUGAUUCCACUUUAUACCAAUGGUAUUAUAGUGUACAUGGCAGCCAUAAUUCUCGAAAAUUGAAUUUUCUACUGCUCCAUUUUUAUA
Messenger RNA from Humulus lupulus (European hop), 3865 nucleotides. RefSeq lists its product as uncharacterized. The record is from RefSeq and is a predicted model, not a curated record. Lineage: Eukaryota; Viridiplantae; Streptophyta; Magnoliopsida; Rosales; Cannabaceae. Bases 368 to 3172 code for a protein of 934 amino acids. The transcript has 9 exons. Gene Ontology annotation, molecular function: protein binding.